Molecule: messenger RNA, 477 nt
Organism: Trichoderma gamsii
Lineage: Eukaryota; Fungi; Ascomycota; Sordariomycetes; Hypocreales; Hypocreaceae
Product: 50S ribosomal protein L11
Exons: 2
Coding region: 1-477 (158 amino acids)
Biological process (GO): translation
Cellular component (GO): mitochondrial large ribosomal subunit; ribosome
Molecular function (GO): structural constituent of ribosome; large ribosomal subunit rRNA binding
Source: RefSeq, a predicted model, not a curated record
AUGUCAAAAGCAGCAAAAGGCGCCGCGGGCGGAGUCGACACAAUUGUCAAGCUGAUUGUGGGCGCCGGCCAGGCCAGUCCCAGCCCUCCAGUUGGUCCUGCUCUGGGUAGCAAGGGUGUCAAGUCUAUGGACUUUUGCAAGGAAUUCAAUGCCAGAACUGCCAAUAUCGUCCCGGGAACGCCAAUGCCGUGCCGAGUCACCGUUCGGCCAGAUCGGUCGUUUACCUUUGAUCUCAGAACACCGCAAACAUCCUGGCUGCUGCUCAAUGCGGUCGGAGCGCCAGUGGGCAAGAAGGGAAACAGAAAAGGCGUCAACAAGCCUGGCCACGAGACGGUGGGCACCAUCAGCUUAAAGCACGUCUACGAAAUCGCCAAGAUUAAGCAGUCAGAACUUCGACUCUCUGGACUAUCGCUGGAGGGACUAUGCCGCUCUAUUAUUUUCCAGUGCAAAUCAAUAGGAAUAAACGUGGUGGCUUAA